This is a messenger RNA of Varroa destructor (honeybee mite), 5118 nucleotides long. RefSeq lists its product as uncharacterized. Lineage: Eukaryota; Metazoa; Arthropoda; Arachnida; Mesostigmata; Varroidae. The record is from RefSeq and is a predicted model, not a curated record.
UAUCUAUAACCGUAACACUGCACGCCAAGGGGCGUUUGUCUGCCCUCUGCCGGGCCUUUUCUGUAUCGCCACCAAAGCACGAGCAGGCCAUGUUGUCGGGCUGUGUGUCGCCGUCUCUUUUAUUGCAGCUGCUGCUGUCGACUGGUGUGUUCAGCUGAUGCGCUACUGUCGCCACUGCCGCCUUGACUACGGCCGGAUACGAUAGCAGCGCAGAGACAGUAAUUUGCCGCCGCAUCUCACUGUGCUGUGUUUUGUGAACGCAUAGGAAAGCGAGAGUAGCUUGUGUCUGGGUUCGAAAGCACCGUGUGCCGUAUCGAUGGCCGUGCGUCCCUGGUGAUCAGCGAUCACAGCCACACACAGCUGCGGUGGCUUCUAGCCAAUGGCGCUGUCGGGUUGCCGUGCGCCGCCGCCGCUGCUGGCGCCGCUGCGAACGCUGUCGGCUGGCUGGGUCGCGAUGGCCGUUGGCUUUAUGUUUUGGUUGACGGACUGACGGAGUAGCCGCUCUGUGGCUGUCCGCCAGUCACCUCUUUUCUCUUUUUGCUUGUUUUUCCAACAUAAAACUUAGCCUGGAUCUGUGAAAAUCGGCUACAUCGGGGCGCGGAGCCGCGUUUCGCUAGCCUGCGGGCUGCCGUAGGCGGCAUGGCGGGGCCCUCAGCCAGUGGGCAAAGUCGACUAGGCCCUAGGACGCCAAAGACAACGACCACGACGAUUGCGACAACGGCCUCUACUACAACGCGACAAAAAGCAAGCACUACAACGGCCUGCGACCAUGACAACGAUUGUGCUGCUACAACAACAAAGACAUCGAUUUGCCUUCCCAGUGCUACUUCUAGAACCACUACUUACCACUACUCCGCGCCUGUGAGUUCUGGUCCUACCAACAAGGACUACUAUACUGUGGCUAGUUUUACGGAGACUCACUCUGUUACAACUCAUAAUUUCGGCGAUGGCGGUGAACGCCGUGGUGGCCCCCGGGCCGGCAAUGGCGGAUUUGCCAGCAUCGACGAUCCGUCAUCGGCAGCAGCCUUCGGAGGCGUCCACAUUGUGGGGACUGGCUUCGCAGCUGGUGCUAAACGCUUGCCGCUGGAGGCUGGAAGUGCUGCUGCUAAUGGUACAAACCACCCUAGCGAAAGGGUCAACAUCACGGGCGUGACAACAAUAACAACGCUAACAACAGUUGCUUAUAACAGUCUAGCUGUUGGUCACAGUGGAAGUGAUGAUGGAGAACGUGGUGCUAACGGUGGACACGAGGGCGAAAGUGAUGCUACUAUUGGUGGAAACCCAAAUCAAGCGAUGAUAGAAGUGUGCGAAUACGCGAACGACCAUAUCACCAACUGUACAAACACCACUGAGAUCGAUAGGCAGCAGGCACACAGCAACGCUACGGGACGUGACAGCCAUAACAUUGAUAAUGACUACUUCGAUUGUGCUGCCAGUAACAGCAGCGGCGGCAGCAUAGUUACUGAAAGUGUUUAUGGCCAUGGGUCUAUUGGUGUGUCUCAAAAUGAUAGUGCUGCAAGUGCUGCGAGGCAACGACCAACAGUUACGCAGCAAUUGCACCAACAACAGCCCUUCAACCAUAGCAGGAAUCGCCAUUUAUUCGAUUCGUCCUCUGCCGCCGCCACUGCUGCUGCUAACGCUACUCCUGCAGGAGUAGCCGUGGCGCCCGCCGCACCGGUGCCUACGCCAGCGACGACUAGUUCGACGCCAAGUGCGCCGUCAACGACAAAAGUCGUAUGGAGACGCCGUGAGCAACAAGACGCAACUUCAACCGAGGGCUCGCUCCGAGCGAUGCUCAACAAGCUGGCGCCAUCGCAGAACUCGCUUGAUUCGUUAGCUACGCAGGUGGCGGGUCAUCUUCUCGAGGACGAAGUCCCCGAAGAACUCGCGCGUCAACUCGUUGACCGCGCACAGCUCGAACCGAUAUACGCGGCUACCUAUGCCAGGUUAUGUUCAGUUCUUGUACGGGUCCGCAGUGGCUACGUAUUCUAUAAGCACCUGAUGGCCCGAUGCCGAAGCACGUACGCUCAAGGGGUGCGCGCACUCAUCGCUGAGCCUAUGGAGACGUGUGAUGACAGCGAAAACAACCAUGUGGUAACUUCAACAUCAACUAAUCGUAACCACUCUGGUCUCUUCCCUAACGUCCAGCAUCAGCAACGAGUCCAGCACCAAGUUCACCUGUAUCCCAGCCAAAUGACAUCACAACGGCAUUAUCCAGUGCCGAUCCAGCAGCCACUUCAACAUCAGCAGCAACAGGGACAAUUGCUCCACCGCCAUCAUCCGUAUUCGCUACCACAACUGCAGCAGAAUCAACGAAAUGUCUAUUUUCAUCAUAAUAAACAGCAGCACCACCUCCAGCAGCUGCAGUCAGCUUCAGUAAUCCACCAGGUCAACCACCAAUCGCUAUCAACGAUGUAUCAGGACACUAGUCUGCGAGAAGCGGUGUCCUCUAGCGGAUCCUCCUCGCAUAACAACAGCUACAGAAACCGUACGAUGAGCAACGAUGAGAGCAACAGCGUUUGCAGCAAUAACUAUCCGACCAGUGGGGAUUUGCAGCGACACCGACUCAAGGCACUUGUGGUGUUCCUUUGUCAUUUAUUUAUCGAAAAUCAGCUAACGUUUGAUCGGCUGUAUGAUGACUACUUGAAGCUGUUGGAAGUUUACUUGCCCGGCAAUGAUAUCGCUCUCGAAUGCGUCUGCAGCGCGCUCAGCUGUGCCGGCCAAGCAAUGGAAAGCGCCCAACCUCAAUGGGUACUAAAUAUCGUUCAUCAAUUGCAGGCUGCUCUUAGGCCGCUUCACGACCAACGUAAGCUUCGCAUGAUUUUCAUGGUACAGGACCUCGUCGAGAUGCACCAGCGCAACUGGCAGCCCAGGGAAUCGUCGGCUCUAACGUCCGCCCAACGCAUGCCCCGCGAUCAGGCCGAACCUUGAUUUCGUGGACAUACUAAGCUAAUAUAAACGAAAAUGUGCGACACCUGUAUGACCACAAAAGGCAAUAACCAACAGAAAUAGCAACCGCGCCAUCAAUGUUGAGGUCGAAUAAAGAAUAUGUCGUCUAAUAACAACGUAACGGACAAUACAGACACGAAAUCACAGGAUCACGAAACACGGACUCCGGCAGUCUUCACGUACGAAAGCGAUCACCAUAGUCAUUAUCACAGAACGUUGUCUGUUGGAAAGGCAACAGGCGUUCGACAGUUCCAGCAGAAUAAACCGUGCGACAUGAGCGACUUAGCGUCGAACAAAUUGAAAUUCACCUUCCGUCAAUCAUCCGCUAUAGGAAGAUAGACGCACAUAUUCUUUUGUAGAUAUUUCUCAAUAGACCAAUAGAUUCGAAAAUCCGGUUGGUAUUUGCCACACCAUAAACUAACGGAUGCCACCGUCACACUGCAUAGAGACUCCGGCCUCUAAAUAAUAACGUAAAUGUUCAAUUACUCUGUACCCACCUUUCUGCAAAUAAGAGAUGACAUCAAAAGGUCAAUAUUGUCAGAUAGCUGUUGAGUUAUAUGUCGAAAAAAUAGAAACAGAAGCGGAAAGAAAUACGGAAAUAAAACCAAAAAAAUAGAGACGCCUCCCUAAAAGUCAGAAAAAAAAAAAAUAAGGACAAGCAAAUAGACAACGACCAAGAGACAACCGCAGGUGAUAAAUCAAAGGCAAAGAAAAAAACAAAUGAGAGAUGAGUUUAACAAUAACGGUAAAAACAUAAGAAAAAAGUCAGCAGUAACCAAAAAUAUUCUACACGGAGCGAAUUUUCUUUAUCAUCCCUCUUUAUAAUUUAUAAUUUUGUCAGAGGCUUUACCGAAAACAUAAGGAGUAACAGACGAUAAAACUAAUGUAAUAAUAGUAUAAGCUAGUAAUGGUGAGCUAUUGAUGGAAAAUCAUUGAUUUAACGACAUGUAUUCAUAAUGACAAACGAAUACACUGAGGCUGACCGAUAACAGCUGCAUUGAGCUGAGUUGGUCAGGACAACAAUGACUUUGCACGCGUCAGUGAUGAAUAGAAACAAACCGACGAUGUAAACAGUAAACAGUUUGUGUUUACAGGAUCUAUAUAGGAUAAAAAGUGUGCAUUCAGGAAGAUCUGGCGUAAUAACGAACACCUGAAGCAAACGGUAGACGAAGACUAGUCACGACUGAGACGGUACGAAAAGCUACACACCGAAGCAGCCGCCAUCUCGUGAGCAGUGGAUUCCGGAACAAAACGAUCCACAUAAAAACGGAGCUGGGUAUAAAUGUUGCCCAGAGACUGAUCUAUACGCUCGCCAUGUAUUGUUGAAAGAAGCGAUAGUUGACGGGGCGACAAAUAAACAGAAGGCCGUUUGGGUUACGUGGGAUAAAACGUGAGUAAACUGAAUUAACGUCAAACCGAAAACGAGACGGGAUGCUAAACGGACGAGCGUUAAAGUAUAGAAAAACAUUGUAACAGAUCGACUAUGUGAUUUCGGGGUGGGGUAAAGUGCAACAAACUGAUAAGUGAUUGUGGGGCUGAGAUUGUGCGUGAAGGAUAACAAGAAUGAGCACAUAAAGUAUUGUACAGGUACAGAUAAUUUAUAACGCAAAAAAUAAACGUGUUGGAUAGAAGCCGACACCCGCGUUAAGUCCUACGACCACUUUAAUGCUACGUUCGAUCCAAUCGAGAAUUAGACGGCGACGUAGGGCAAACGAUAAAUAAGGACUAAUAAUACUGAAGAACAUAGAAGGUGUUUUUCAAUAGGAAACAAACGAUUUAAGCGGUACAACAGACAAAGCUAAACUGACGAAGUGAACAACCAUUGCUAUUAAUGCUAGAGCUGUACUCAGCAUUUUCAUUACCAGGCGAAUGCUGCAAAACGUAAACGGAUAUCUAUACAUACACUCAUUAAUCACGACGAUAAUAAUAAUAUAUGAAAUCAAUGAGAAGAGUAAAAAGAAAAAUAAUAUAAAAAUUGCAAUUCAUUAUUCAAAUUACGAAUUCGUGUGUUAUUACGAGUGGUCAUGGUGGCGACGAUAGACAAAUACUACCGUGACCCUAAGCAGCAAAAACGAUGAGCAGUCGAUGAUCACAAACAGCCACAACAAAAACGUUGUGUUGCAAUAAACCAUCGAACCAAUAUAAUCCUAUGUGAUAUAUACGAGUAUA